Molecule: messenger RNA, 2052 nt
Organism: Mesorhabditis belari
Lineage: Eukaryota; Metazoa; Nematoda; Chromadorea; Rhabditida; Rhabditidae
Source: the annotation of a GenBank genome assembly
AUGACCAAACGGCGUCCAAGCAACAAAAAGCCGACGGGAGUGAAUCGUUCGCUGGGAAAUUCGCUACUGAACGAGCGUGAACGGAAUCGAAGGUCGCAUCAGAAGUCAAAGUUUGAGGGCGAGGUGGAAAAUGCAGCUAUGCUGGAUAAGGUCUCUAAAAAGGUUAUUGAUUCAAUCACCGAGGAGAGUGGGCUUGAAGAAUUCUUGGCGAAGGCGCAACUGGCUGGAACCGAAUUCUCAGCAGAUCGAGAAAAUGUUCGGAUCGUUAGCGAAAACAAAAGUGUGGUGAUACCGUCGAGGAAAGAUUUCUUGAACAACGUUGAACUGCAAGCCCAAUACAAGGACAAAUUGAAGAUUCCUCGUCGCCCGUCACGUGAUCGAUGGAAUUCAAUCGAAGAGCUCAACUUGCUCGAAAAUGAAGUAUUUUUGAAAUGGCGAGAGGAUUUGGCCGAGCUUCAAGAUGUUGAUGGACUGUCACUGACUCCCUUUGAGAGGAAUCCCGAGAUGUGGAAAGAAUUAUGGCGUGUUGUUGAAAAGAGUGACAUUGUAGUACAGAUUGUCGAUGCGAGGAAUCCGCUACUUUUUCGCAGCCAGGACUUGGAAGAUUACGUGAAAGAAGUGGAUCCAGCUAAGCAAAAUCUUCUACUCGUCAACAAAGCCGAUCUGUUGCCGAGCGAGCUUGUGCACGUCUGGGCUGCUUACUUCCGCGAACAAAACAUCAACGCCGUGUUCUGGUCAGCCAUGGAUGAGCUAGAAAAGAUUGAUGAAGAUGAUGAAGAAAUGGAGAAAGAACAAGAACAAGAACCGUCUUGUUCAAGCGAAGCGUCUGAUGUGUGCUAUCUUCGCAAGAAAGAAGACUUGAUUGCGAUGUUGAAGCGAAUGGGUCACGUUACUGGGACGCCUGGUGAGAAACCAUUGAUGAUUGGAAUGGUCGGUUAUCCGAAUGUGGGCAAAAGCUCAACGAUCAACAAGCUGGUCGGCGCGAAGAAGGUUUCUGUCUCGGCGACGCCUGGAAAAACCCGACACUUUCAAACAAUCUGGGUGGACAAAGAGUUGUGUUUGUGCGAUUGUCCAGGCCUGGUUAUGCCAUCGUUUUCCUUUGGCAGAAAUGAAAUGUUUUUAAAUGGUAUCAUGCCAGUGGAUCAAAUGAGGGACCAUUAUGGACCGACAUCGCUCUUGUUGUCGAGAGUAGCUCUGGAUUACUUGGAGAACAGAUACUCACUGCUAUUGCCAGAUCGAGAGAAACCAUCGGCAACUGAUCUUCUAACAACUUUGGCAUUCAACAGAGGAUUCAUGUCUGCUGCUGGAAUACCCGACUCUUCUCGUGCAGCUCGACUAUUGAUUAAGGAUGUUGUCACUGGAAAGAUAUUGUGGGUCGCCUCACCUCCAAAUCAAGAACAAGAAGACAUCAAUGAACUCAUGUAUGCCUCAUCAGUAUCAGGAGAAACAAAGAGGGCUGGAGCAGUUCAAUUGCAAGAAUUGGAGAAACGUGGGCUUUUACUUGACGAGAAGACCCGUAAUAAGGAAGUCGACGUGGGAUUCUUUGCUGGGGACACCAGCUCUGCACAUAUCAGGACGUCUAGGGGUUUAGCCGAUGUGCAUGAAUCAUCCCAAACCGGCAGUACGGCGUCGUACACAACAACAAUGGGCAAAAUUAUGAAGACUGGGAAAGUGGUCCUCGUUCUGAGGGGCCGCUACGCUGGAAGAAAGGCCGUUGUUGUCAAGACUUACGACGAGGGCUCAACUGAACGGGCAUACCCACACGCGCUCAUCGCUGGAGUCAACAAGUACCCAAAGCAGAUCACCACUCGUAUGGGCAAGAAGAAGCAGGAAUCGAGAAACAAGCUGAAGCCCUUCCUGAAAGUUGUCUCCUAUUCGCAUUUGUUGCCUACACGAUACACUUUGGAUGUGACAUUCGAGAAAGCGAACAUCAACAAGGAGUCGUUAAAGGAGCCCGGAAAGAAGAGACGAGCGGCGCUUGAAGCAAAGGCCAAAUUCGAGGAACGAUACAAGACUGGAAAGAACAGAUGGUUCUUCACAAAGCUUCGCUUC